AUGUACGGAUUCGAGAUCCUGAAGGACUACAAAGAUGCCCUUCGACUUGACAAGCUCCACGGCAACACCAAAUGGCAGGAUGCCACUAAAGUCGAGAUGGAUCAGCUUGCCAAGUACAAGGUCUUCAUUGAUUUGGGGAGGGGAACCCCAAUACCAAAAGGAUACCAAAAGAUUCGAGUCCACUUAGUUUAUGCCUGCAAGCAUGAUGACAGACAUAAAGCAAGACUCAUAGCCGACGGACACCUGACCGAUGUACCACUGGAUAGUGUCUACUCUGGUGUUGUUUCAAUUCAAGGCUUGAAGAUGAUGAUUUUUCUAGCUGAACUGAAUGGACUGGAACUAUGGGCUACCGAUAUUGGUAAUGCCUACCUCAAAGCCUACACUAAGGAGAAGGUAGCAAGUAUAGCCGGACCAGAGUUUGGACCACUUCAAGGCCACACUCUUAUUGUGUCAAGAGCUUUGUACGGAUUACGUUUGAGCGGAAAAAUGUGGCAUCAGAGGUUUUCAGCAUGUCUAGAGGAAGAAGGAUUCUUUCCUUGCAAGGCAGAGCCAGAUAUUUGGAUGAGGCCAACUACUGACGGGUCCUCUUACGAGUAUGUGGGAGUGUAUGUUGACGACCUAGCAAUGGCAAUGAAAGACCCACAAGCUUUUGUAGACAAACUGAUCAAAGUCUACAAGUUCAAGCUGAAGGGCACAGGACCACUUGAGUUCCACCUUGGAUGUGACUUCUACAGGGACAAGCAUGGGGUACUUUGCAUGCACCCAAAGAAGUACAUUGACCGCAUGGUAGAUAGCUACCAACGCAUGUUUGGUCAAAGGCCAAAGACCAACGUGUGGUCACCGUUGGAGAAGGGAGAUCAUCCAGAAUGCGAUACAUCCGAGUUACUUGACUCUGAAGGAGUCACUCAGUAUCAAUCGUUGGUUGGUCAGUUCCAAUGGGCAGUCUCUUUAGGAAGACUGGAUGUCACUACCGCGGUAAUGACUCUGUCGAGUUUUAGAUCAGCACCCAGAGUUGGUCAUUUGAACCGUGCAAAGCGGGUUUGUGGCUAUCUAGUAAAGUUCAAGGAAGCUUGUAUCCGUUUCCGCACUGGACUACCCGAUUACAGUGAUGUCCCAGAACCUGUAUUUGAUUGGGCCGACUCUGUAUAUGGCUGCCGGUCGGUUACGGGUAUCAUUCACAUGAUGAAUGGGACUCCAAUCGAUUUCUUUUCAAAGAAGCAGUCAACCGUUGAGACUGCUACUUAUGGUUCUGAGUUUGUGGCUGCCCGAACCUGUGUUGAACAGAUUAUGGACCUUCGGCAGACCCUGAGGUACCUUGGUGUGCCAGUCAAAGGUCGAAGCUACAUGUUUGGCGAUAAUGAAUCUGUUGUGAACAGUUCUUCCCGACCUGAAGCAAAACUACACAAGCGACAUGUUGCAUUAUCAUUCCACCGUGUGAGAGAAGCAGUAGCAUCCAACAUGUUAUCGUUUAUCCACAUUGACGGUGUUCUCAACCCUGCUGAUAUUCUCAGCAAGCAUUGGGGCCAUCAGCAAAUUUGGCCAUUAUUACGGACUCUAAUGUUCUGGUCUGGUGAUACUGCUGAUCAAGAGGAAUAG
Molecule: messenger RNA, 1596 nt
Organism: Cylindrotheca closterium
Lineage: Eukaryota; Bacillariophyta; Bacillariophyceae; Bacillariales; Bacillariaceae
Source: the annotation of a GenBank genome assembly